AGAAGAAAAUGUUAUUCGGGUCAUUCGUGCGGUGCGGCGCGGUGAAAACAAACAUCGUUAACAAAUUUUGAUCUGAUUAUUAAUCUCGCAAAGUAACGGAAAUUUACAAUAGAUUUCUGCAUAGUUUUAAGCCUCCAGUUAAACAAAAUAUCUCGCAAUGGACAAAGAUUCGUCAAGGAUAUUGUCUAUGAACAAAACGUUGGAAGAGGUCCGAGCGCUAAAUGCCAAAAACGAUAAACUUCUCAAAGACUUCGGCAUCGACCUCACCAACCUGAGCGAUGCAGCACAAGAAGCACUGGAUGAUUAUGCGAAAAUCAAAUACCUUACCGGCCUCACGGAAAUGGAUCAAUCCUUCGUAGAUGGCUACUGCUACCAGGAGCAAGCCAAACGACUAGAAGCACGCCUCCAGGCACUUCCCCUCAAAGCCGACAUCAAGAAGCUAAAAGCAGCCAUCAAACGGGAGCAGACCGACCUCGCCAAACUGGAGCGGUUCGUGGAGGAAACCCAAUCCCAGCUGGUUCCGGCCGAUGAAAUGGAGAAGAUGCGCGUCACCCGCGAGAUGCAGAUCGAGAUGCUGCGGCGCAAACAGAGGCCUCUCAUGGAAAAAGCAGACGCCAUAAAUCUUGACGAGCUAAUUGCCAAGGUCGAUGCACUGGAGGCCGAGGAGAAUCAUUAAAUGCGUUUUUUAUCAGCUGAAUGAAUGUGCUCUGUAGUGUGAUUCCCCUUGUGGGACGUGAACAGGUCAGCUCAAAUAUUUAUAUCACUUCCUUUCUGGCAGUAGUUGUUCCAUAUGAGUCGCGUGUAGCUAUUUACCUAUAAAAUCAAGAGAUUGGAAUGUGAGAAAAAUAAACCAUUUUUUUGUCACAUUAGA
Aedes aegypti (yellow fever mosquito) is the source of this 871-nucleotide messenger RNA. RefSeq lists its product as uncharacterized. The record is from RefSeq and is a predicted model, not a curated record. The transcript is spliced from 3 exons. Lineage: Eukaryota; Metazoa; Arthropoda; Insecta; Diptera; Culicidae. Bases 158 to 676 code for a protein of 172 amino acids.